UGUUUAGUCGAAAACAAAACAAUGUAAAUACGGACGGUAGUGGUAGUGUGCUUGCGCUGUGCAUUUCUUUUACUUUUAGUUUUAUUUAAUCUAAAAAGAUGGUUAAUUAUUGCUGUGCAAUUAAUUGUCGAAACAGUAAAACCAACAGACCUGACUUGAAGUUUUUUCGGUUUCCAUUUAAUAAUUCGGAAAGAUCAUGGGAAUGGAUUGUGAACUUAGGAAGAGUGGAUCUCUUGAGCAAAGAUGUGUACGAAUUAUAUACAUCAUAUAUCGUUUGUGCAGAGCAUUUUGAAAGACAUUACUUUUUGAAUGAACGGAGAAGAAAACUUGGGUAUAAUGCUGUGCCAACCAUAUUUAAUCAUUACUCACAUGAUGUGGAUGUUUCAUUCAUACUGGAAAGUUUAAACAGGAUUCAGAACAAGGCUGCAUCAGUAGUUGAGUGUCAGGAACAAAUACCAGAACCAGUACAGUGCAGCCAACAGUCUUCAAAGGAAACCACAUCUCUUGCUGCUAGCUCACAGUGUACUGCACCUAAGUCAUACAAAUGCCAGCAAUGUAAUGAGAUAUUUCUCAGUGUCCAUCAGUUGUUUUCACAUGAGCUCAGAGAUCAUGAACAUGUUGGAAUAUCACAAAUUGGCCAUAAUAAGAAGCCAUUACCAAAGUAUAAUCAGCAUGAGAAAGUUUCCAGUCCCAAAAAUGAUGUGCAUGAGUCCAAGACACAUGAUACAAAUCCACGGACAGAAGCUUGUGACACAAACAAUUCACAACAGCAAGAAGAGGAUCUACAAAUAGAUGCUUCCAAUAUUGGAAUUCAAACUCCUAGCAAGGAAGGAAAAGUACAGAGUCAAGAUGGGACUCAGCAAACACACACUUCCAACAUAGAAGGAAAAUUACAGAGGCAAGAUGGGAAUCAACAAACACACACUUCCAACAUGGAGGGAAAAUCACAAAAGCAGGAUGGGAAUCAACAAAUACACACUUCCAACACAGAAGGAAAAUCAUGUAAGCAAGAUGGGAAUCAACAUACACUCACUUCCAACAUAGAAGGAAAGUCACAGAAACAAGAUGGGAAUCGACAAACAGACACUUCCAGCAUGAAGGGAAGGUCACAGAAGCAAGAUGGGAAUCAACAAAUACACACUUCUAACAUGGAAGGAAAGUCACAGAAGCAAGAUGGGAAUCAAUACACACACACUUCCAACAUAGAAGGAAAGUCACAGAAGCAAGAUGGGAAUCAACAAACACACACUUCCAACAUGGAGGGAAAUUCACAGAAGCAAGAUGGGAAUCAACAGACACACACUUCCAACAUGGAGGGAAAGUCACAGAAGCAAGAUGGGAAUCAACACACACACACUUCUAACAUGGAGGGAAAGUCACAGAAGCAAGAUGGGAUUCUACACACACACACUUCCAACGUGGAAAGAAAAUCACAGAGGGAAGUUGGGAAUGAACAGACACACACUUCCAACAUGGAGGGAAAGUUACAGAAGCAAGAUGGGAAUCAACAGACACACACUUCCGACAUGGAGGGAAAGUCACAGAAGCAAGAUGGGAACCAACAAACACACACUUGCAGCAUGGAAAGAAAAUCACAGAGGCAAGGUGGGAAUCAACAAACAUACACUUCCAACAUGGAUGGAAAGUCGCAGAAGCAAGAUGGGAAUCAACACACACACACUUCUAACAUGGAGGGAAAGUCACAGAAGCAAGAUGGGAUUCAACACACACACACUUCCAACGUGGAAAGAAAAUCACAGAGGCAAGUUGGGAAUGAACAGACACAUACUUCCAGCACAGAAGGAAUCGAAUGUGACCAGAACGCAUGUCUUCAAUAUGAAGAGCCGUUUAUUUCAGAUAACCAGAAUUCUAAAAGUGAACUUCAAUACAAUGACAAAGAGAAUGCAUUCUUACAGCAAGGGAAGGGUCAUUUUGAAUCCAGCUUCUCAGGGGAAGAAACUCCAUCUGAAGUAGUGGACUUAGCUGAACCAAUGACAUCAUCUGAAAGUGAAGUGAUACCUCUACCAUAUAAGUGCUUUACUUGUGAGGAAAGAUUUCAGACAAGAUGCCAGCUGUUUUAUCAUGAUCUUGAAGUCCAUGUUGGAAUUACAAAACCAGCAACUUUGAAGUCCAGGGACAUAUCACUGAAUAGUCCUCAAAAGAAUUUAAAAGAGAAAAUAACUUUGAGUGAGGGUGGUGCGAAGAGAAUAGCAGAGAAUACCCUUGAAGAACAGCAACCAAUGAAAAAAGGGGGAGUGAAGAGAAUAGCAGAGAAUAUUCUUGAAGAACUUCAGCCAAUGAAAGUAAUAAUCACAGAGAAAGAGAAUACUGGAGAGAAAGUAAAUGAGAAACAAGAAAAAUCUGAAUCAAGGCAAGUGUCGUUCAAGAAAGCAGGUGCCGGAAAUAAGUCUGCUCAGAAAUACAUUGUGAAACAGAAUAUAGAACAGGGAGAUGGAAAGAAAAUAAAAAUAAAUACUGAAAGCCUUGAACAGAUAAAAGAGACUAUACAAGCAAUAACCGCAAAGUAUGCACAGAAUAAAACAUUAAGUGACACAGGGGGAGGAAGUGAAGUGCAUGAACAAGAUGCUGAUAUACAACCAAAAACAUUUGUAAUAGUAAAGGAUGAUUCACAGAGGGGGAAAGGAAAUCAGAAGACAACAGGAGGGUACAGAAUUGAUGUUGUCACGAAUUAUGUACUCUCACAAUCACAAGUUAAACAACUGUUGCAGGAAUAAUGGUGAUUGGAACAGAAAUUAACACAAAAUUGUACACCCAUAACACAGAAGAGCAUGGCGCCCAGAAGUGACAUUUCAUGUCAUGUCCAGCUGACACAGAUUCAGUGGAAAUCGGCCGCGUAAGAUUUUGAGAGUCGCUUCUGGUGGAGCACUGGCUGGAAGUAAGUGGAAAUGGUAAAAAAUAAGCACCUCAAGUGCAUUUCAACAGAUCUUGAGAAUGCCACAGUACAGAACUAAGUACACAGUGCUUAUCCUUGUCCAAAAAUUAUAAACGCAUUCAUGCCAUGUAUAGUUAUAAAAAUGUAUAUAAAUAAACAUUUACACAAUUUA
Cryptotermes secundus is the source of this 3065-nucleotide messenger RNA. RefSeq lists its product as uncharacterized. The record is from RefSeq and is a predicted model, not a curated record. NCBI's taxonomy places the organism in Eukaryota, Metazoa, Arthropoda, Insecta, Blattodea, Kalotermitidae. The transcript has 3 exons. Bases 99 to 2735 code for a protein of 878 amino acids.